Molecule: messenger RNA, 2613 nt
Organism: Thalassophryne amazonica
Lineage: Eukaryota; Metazoa; Chordata; Actinopteri; Batrachoidiformes; Batrachoididae
Product: extracellular calcium-sensing receptor-like
Exons: 9
Coding region: 19-2613 (864 amino acids)
Biological process (GO): G protein-coupled receptor signaling pathway
Cellular component (GO): membrane
Molecular function (GO): G protein-coupled receptor activity
Source: RefSeq, a predicted model, not a curated record
GUCAGUGUGCAUUUAUUCAUGUAUAUUACAUUUUGCAACUUUUGCUCUGCUGGAUCUCCUUCUGCUUCCUCCUGUCAGUUACAGGGACAAUUCCACCUGAAUAUGAUGCACAAGUCUGGAGAUGUGAUUCUGGGUGGACUAUUUGUAUUUCAUUUAUUUUCAGUUGUUCCUGACCUUUCAUUUAAGUCUGAACCCCAACAACCGAAGUGCUACAGUUUUAAUGUUCUAGGAUUCAGACAGGCUCAGACCAUGGCUUUUACUAUUGACGAGAUUAACAAAAAUUCCAACCUGCUUCCUAAUGUGACUCUAGGAUACAGUUUUUACGAUCACUGUGUCAGUGUAGGAAUUGCAUUCCGUGCUGCCUUGUCUUUAGCCAGUGGUCAGGAGAAAGAGUUUCAAUUCGAUGAAACCUGUGUGGGACCCCCACCAGUGUUGGGAAUUGUGGGUGAUUCUUCCUCCACUAAUUCUAUUGCCAUUUCAUCUGUCUUAGGUUUGUACAGAGUGCCAAUGGUGAGUUACUUUUCAACAUGUUCCUGCUUGAGUGACAGAAAAAAGUUUCCAUCCUUCUUCAGGACUAUCCCAAGUGAUGCUUUCCAAGUGCGUGCUCUGAUUAAGAUUUUAAAACACUUUGGCUGGACCUGGGUUGGCCUGUUGGUCAGUGAUGAUGACUAUGGACUCCAUGCUGCCCGAUCUUUCCAGUCUGACUUGGUUGAGUCUGGUGAAGGUUGUCUGGCUUACUUAGAAAUUUUGCCUUUAAGCAAGAAGCCGACUGAGUUUAAGAGGAUAGUGGAAGUAAUGAAGAAAUCGACAGCUCGUGUGGUGAUUGGAUUUGCACAUGAGAGUCUAAUUAUUCAAAUCAUGGAAGAGGUGGUAAAACAGAAUGUGACAGGUCUGCUGUGGAUGGCGAGUGAAGCGUGGACAUCAUCUGCAGUGCUCCAGACUCCCAAACUCAGGGCAUACUUGGGUGGAACACUGGGUAUUGCCAUCCAACAAGGAUACAUUCCAGGUCUAAAGGAUUUUAUGUUCAAAAUCAAUCCUGGCCAACAACACAACAACAGCUAUGGGCAUAAUGUGGUAAAGCAGUUUUGGGAAUUCACAUUUCAGUGUAGGUUUGCCCCACUUCCAGCAGGUUGGUUGGAAGCUGGGGGAGCACUAUGCACUGGACAGGAAGAUCUAAAGAAUGUGGAAAGAGAGAUUUUGGAUGUUUCAAAUCUCAGGUCAGAGUACAAUGUGUACAAGGCCGUGUACGCACUGGCAUAUGCCCUUGAUGACAUGCUGCAGUGUGUGCCAGGGAGAGGACCUUUCGGCGGGAAUACCUGUGCCAGUUUAAACAGGCUAGAGCCGUGGCAGCUUGCGCAUUACUUGCAAAAUGUCAAUUUCACCACAUCGUCUGGUGACCAGGUGCAGUUUGAUGAGAAUGGUGAUUCCUUACCGAUCUAUGACAUUGUUAACUGGCAGUGGCUCCCUGAUGGAACAAUAAAGAUUGAAAAUGUGGGUGUGAUUCAGAAGUCAGCCUGGAAAGGUGAAGAGCUCAUGCUUGAAGAACACAGAAUCUACUGGAACUUGCAGUUUAAAGAGACACCCAAAUCAGUGUGUGGUGAAAGCUGUCCACCUGGCACACGCAUAGCGAGAAGGAAGGGUGAGCCUCUGUGCUGUUUUGACUGUGUGCCAUGUUCUGAUGGAAAGCUCAGCAAUCAGACCGACUCCAUGGAUUGCACCAGUUGUCCAGAGGACUUUUGGCCUAAUCCCCAGCAUGAUCAGUGUGUUCCUAAAGGGACUGAGUUCCUGUCCUACCAUGAGCCUCUGGGUAUCUGCUUGACUGCUGCCACAUUGCUGGGGACAUUUAUCUGUGCUGUUGUCCUCGGGAUCUUCACAUAUUAUCACAGUACACCAAUAGUACGAGCCAACAAUUCAGAACUGAGCUUCCUGCUCAUAAUUUCACUAAAGUUGUGUUUCCUGUGCUCACUGCUGUUCAUUGGCCGGCCUCAGCUGUGGACAUGUCAGCUGAGACAUGCAGCCUUUGGGAUCAGCUUUGUGCUUUGUGUCUCAUGUAUCCUGGUAAAAACCAUGGUGGUUCUGUUUGUGUUUAAGUCCUCCAAACCAGGAGGUGGAGCCAAAUUGAAAUGGUUUGGUGCCAGACAACAGAGAAGGACGGUUCUGGCUUUGAGUUCUGUCCAGGCAGUAAUCUGCACUGUUUGGCUUGUCUCUUCCUCUCCAGCUCCUCAUAAAAACACUCAAUAUCACAAUGACAAAAUAGUUUAUGAAUGUGUUGUUGGCUCCACAGCUGGUUUUACAGUGUUAUUGGGGUAUAUUGGCUUUCUGGCUGUCCUCAGCUUCCUGCUCGCAUUCAUGGCCAGGAAUCUUCCUGACAGUUUUAAUGAGGCGAAACUCAUCACUUUCAGCAUGCUGAUAUUCUGUGCUGUGUGGGUGGCAUUUGUCCCCACUUAUAUCAGCUCCCCUGGUAAAUAUGCAGAUGCAGUGGAAGUAUUUGCCAUCCUGGCCUCCAGUUUUGGCCUUUUGGUUGCACUGUUUGGACCCAAAUGUUACAUUAUCCUCCUAAGACCUGAAAAAAACACAAAGAAGGCAAUCAUGAGCCGGGAUAUUGAGACUUAA